Messenger RNA from Ailuropoda melanoleuca (giant panda), 1733 nucleotides. It is a transcript of the gene DNAL4, whose product is annotated as dynein axonemal light chain 4. Gene Ontology annotation, cellular component: dynein complex. Gene Ontology annotation, biological process: microtubule-based process. The transcript is spliced from 5 exons. Lineage: Eukaryota; Metazoa; Chordata; Mammalia; Carnivora; Ursidae. The record is from RefSeq and is a predicted model, not a curated record. The coding region runs from base 428 to 745 and encodes 105 amino acids.
ACUUCCUUGUUGUUGCUAAGACACUCUUGUUUCGCUCCUUGACAACCCUGGCGGGGGUGCACUAGCUGCGGCCCCGGCUCCGGCCCCCGCGGGAGCAGAGUGCUGCAUCUGUCAAUCGCGAGCUCCAGCUCCAUCCUCGGCCUGGCCCGCAGUCAGUAUUUGUCUUGAUAAUGACGGUGUGGGCUUCUAGCAGCAUACCAGUGUGUUCUUACCGGCCCCAGCAGCUCGUGUUGACUCAUCCUCCCGUCUGCAGACUUGCUGGCCAUUUGGAAAAGGAUGUGGAGGAGCACCCCUAGAGGAAAGACAUUUUCUGCUCCCACCCAGUUGGCAGGGCCUGCUUCCCGAAUCUGCCGGGCGUGUCUUACUGCCAGGGCAGCACCUCCCGAAAGCCCCGCUCUCUCCCUCCAGUGGUCACGGUGGAAGGAUCAUGGGAGAAACAGAAGGGAAGAAAGAGGAGGCUGAUUAUAAGCGACUGCAGACCUUCCCUCUGGUCAGGCACUCGGACAUGCCAGAGGAGAUGCGAGUGGAGACCAUGGAGCUGUGUGUCACGGCCUGUGAGAAAUUCUCCAACAACAACGAGAGCGCUGCCAAGAUGAUCAAGGAGACGAUGGACAAGAAGUUCGGCUCAUCCUGGCACGUGGUCAUCGGCGAGGGCUUUGGGUUUGAGAUCACACACGAGGUGAAGAGUCUCCUUUACCUGUACUUCGGGGGGACCCUGGCCGUGUGCGUCUGGAAGUGCUCCUGACGCUGCCCCCCAGUCCCUGCCCCCUGCGGGGCCUCUUCCUGCCGUCCCUCAUCCCUCAUCCCUCGUCCUGUCCCUCGUCCCUGUCCCUCGGGGAUGGGGAGCAGCCCCAGGCAGCUCCUGGUUUUUCAGAGGAGAGUCUGGGGUCUUUCCUUUCGCCCUUCCGUGCAAGUUUCUGAGUCACGCCCAGCGUGUGCGUGUGUGGACCUCUCUUUCCCCAGGCUCCCGGCGUGUGAAGGGGAGAGCAGGCUGUGGUCUCGAUGCAGGGGAGGGGUGGGAAGCGGGACAGGGUAGGAGGGCGGGGAGGUGGAAUUUUUCUCACCAGGACAUGCCAGCCCCACCUCUCUUGGGGGCUGCUCUCCCCUUGCCUCCCGGGACCCCCGCCUGUCCACCCCCAGCACUGCUGGCAGCUGCCCACUGUCCUGGUCUUUACUGGCCGGAGGCAGAUGGCCCCAGGAGGAGCCUGUCCUCUCAAGGGACACUGGCAGCGUCUCCUCUUGUCCUCUGGAGAAGUGGUGACUCCCCAGAAGUCCCUUCCCCAGUCUGAUCCCAGGCCGAACGAACCACUGCAUCUCGUUGGGCCAGUAGCUCCCUAGUCCCCGGCUUUGGCAUGAGGACCGAGCAGCCUUCCCCCGUUCUCCCUCCCUCCCCAGCCGCCAGGCCGGGACCUUUAGUAUGGCCUCCACCCCUGCACUUGGUAACCGAGGCAGAGGGUGUGGGGAGACAGAGGGUGUGGGCGUCGCUGAGCCUCGCGAGGCUCCCGGGCCAGGAGUGCACUCCCCCCAGGCCUGUUUCGGCAGGGAAUCCUGCCUGUCGGCUACUUCUCAUCAGGGACCGCAUGCUGAUUUGUACUUCUUAUCUCUGCUGGGUUUUCUAUAUUCUUUUGUGAGCGGGGGGAGAAGGGUUUUAGUAGAAGGGUGAACCCUAUUUUACACAGCGGUCUUAUUUAUAUAAUGUCUUGGUUUUUACAAUUAAAGUGACCAAAAACGGA